Molecule: messenger RNA, 4235 nt
Organism: Ochotona curzoniae (black-lipped pika)
Lineage: Eukaryota; Metazoa; Chordata; Mammalia; Lagomorpha; Ochotonidae
Product: DBIRD complex subunit ZNF326-like
Exons: 8
Coding region: 2167-3405 (412 amino acids)
Biological process (GO): regulation of DNA-templated transcription elongation
Cellular component (GO): DBIRD complex; nucleus
Molecular function (GO): DNA binding
Source: RefSeq, a predicted model, not a curated record
AUCACUUGGCCAAAUAAUUAAAUAACUAAGAUUCUGGAUAUAUUUAAGAAUUAUUUAGGAUAUGUUAUACUUGAGCUUCACUGUUUAGUGCUGAAUAAUUACUGUAAACCUUUAAAGAUGCUAAUUAAUGGGUAUAAAAAUGUUAUCUUGUGGUCAUUGGCAGACAUUUUAGGAAAGCUCAUGGUAGCUGUUGUCAUUUCAUUGCAGUAAGACUAAAAUUUUACCAGUGAACAUUUUUUUUUUACUUUUGAUUUAACUCCUUUUUGAUAAAAUUGUCCACAACAAAUUACCUAAAAGUAUUUUAUUGGAAAUAAUUCUUUGUAUAGGUCACUUAAAUUUUUUUUCCUAAUAUGAGUGUUGCAUAAGGCAACGAAAGCAGUCAACUAGAGUGGAUUUAAAUGAACCAGUCAAGCAGUGUUUCUAAGAAACAUUUAAGAGAGUCUUUUAAUUUUAAAUAAGUUGAAAGAGCCUAUAAAAACGUUCUUUAAAUCAUGCCCAAGGUUAUUUAUUGACAAUUGGUUCUUAACCCAAAAUACUGUGCUCUAAGGAAGGAGCAUUGAUUCAAGGUUAUGGAUACAACCCUUUUGACUAAGUCUCCAUUCUUUUUAUAGUUCAUUUUUGAUACUAUGUCAGCUUAAACCUACUUAAUUUUAGGCUUUCGGAUUGACCGUAUGUCCAGAAAAGGGGGCCUGCUUUUUGAUGCACAGAGAUUCCUAUUGAACAUAAGUAGUGCUAGAUAGGAGACAUUUGAAACUUAUCCUUCUUCAUAAAAUUGAAGGAUCUGGAUUCCUUAAUAAUGGCUUGAAUGAUGCUUUCGUUUUUUUUUUUUUAAGUAUGCCUGCCAUUAAAAUUCUUGGUAGAGAAAUAUAAAGGAAAAUAGUUAUAUCAGUUUUGCUUCUAUGAUAGAAAUUUUGAAACAUGUAGUCAGUAUGGUUGCUAUGGUUUAGAACUAAAUAUCUUCUUUUUAUAAAUGAUUGAAAUAAUGUGACUUGUAAAUAUUUUAUCAGUUACUGCUCUGUAACAUUGUACAUGUGAUAUGCAUAAACUAUUUCUGUAGAUGUUAUGAUUUGUAAUUGUGGGCUGUAUAUAAUAUUGUUACAAGAUAUUGACUUUUGCAAUCCUUGUUUUGGGUUUGUGAGAAGUAAGAUAAUUUAUUUCUUCUUGAGGAGACUGUGUUCUCCUUCUGUAGAGUAGUUUAUAUGAUCGUUUCCUGACAGGAAACGGUUUUUCUAAAGUAGAGAUAUUACAAAAUAUGUUUUCAUCUGCCUUGAAAAUUCAUAUGCAAAGGGUAUGCAUUGGUGAUCUUUUAUGUUCUGUUUGAUGUGUUUAUCCUCUUAGAUUUGCUAGUCUAUAAGUAAAAAGUUAAGAUUGAUUAUUGACACUGGCUGAAGUUUGGUGUAAUUAGAGAUAACUUCAUAAAUUUUGACUGACAGACACAAUGAAGCAGUUUUGUGAUAUAGAUUAUUGAGGUGCAAAUGGAUCUCUGUAUCACAAAUUAGCCUACAUCUGUGUAGUCUUCAAUUUGAGUUCCAGCUGAAAGCCAAAAUACUGUAAAUGCUUUGUUAUUUUCACUGUUAGCAAUUAAUUCAAAGAGUUUGAGUAGUUUGUGAACUUUAGCAAAUGAACCCUUUUCAAGACUAGGGCUGGGCAUAGAUUAUGACAGUCAAAUCUUAAUAAAAUAAGAGCUGCUAACAAGCAGAUUUUUAACCUGAGGCUUAUAAAACUCAAUUUCUGUUUAGAAACUGACUCAGAUAGCUUUCUGUCUGGUCUCAUGCUGAAGUGCCCAGCCCUAAUCAAGUGUGAACAAAAUUAGAACUGUAUAAACCAGUAUGAUAUAAAUGAAUUUUAGUUGAUAAAUGUCAUCUUAUAAUUUGUCUUUUGAAUUGUCUAACAUUAGUAAGCUUACUUUUGUUUUUUCCCUCACUGUGCAACUUUUCCAGGUUUGGACCUUAUGAGUCUUACGACUCCAGGUCUUCUCUGGGUGGGCGAGAUCUGUACAGAUCUGGCUAUGGUUUUAAUGAACCCGAACAAAGCCGCUUCGGAGGUAGUUAUGGUGGUCGAUUUGAGAGCUCCUACCGGAAUAGCCUUGACUCUUUCGGAGGUAGAAACCAGGGCGGGUCUAGCUGGGAAGCACCUUACUCCCGUUCAAAAUUGAGGCCUGGGUUUAUGGAGGACAGAGGAAGAGAGGAUUACUCUUCCUACAGCAGUUUUUCUUCACCCCAUAUGAAGCCUGCACCUGUAGGCUCUCGGGGGAGAGGAACGCCUGCUUAUCCUGAAAGUACGUUUGGAAGCAGAAACUAUGAUGCUUUUGGAGGACCAUCAACAGGCAGAGGCCGAGGCCGAGGACAUAUGGGUGAUUUUGGAAACAUUCCUAGACCCGGAAUUGUUGUUGACUAUCAAAACAAACCCACCAAUAUGACAGUUGCUGCUGCAAGAGGAAUAAAGAGAAAAAUAGUACAGCCAUUUAAUAAACCCGGAGGAACCUUUAUCAAGAAAGCCAAGCUAGCAAAGCCGAUGGAGAAGGCAAAUCUCAGUAAGUCGCUUACAAAAACUGAUCCUAAAAACGAAGAAGAAGAAAAACGACGAAUUGAGGCUCGACGAGAGAAGCAAAGGCGCCGAAGAGAAAAAAACAGUGAGAAAUAUGGAGAUGGAUACAGAAUGGCAUUCACAUGUUCAUUUUGUAAAUUUCGGACAUUUGAAGAAAAAGACAUCGAACUACAUCUGGAAAGUUCUUCACAUCAGGAGACAUUAGAUCAUAUUCAGAAGCAAACCAAGUUUGAUAAAGUAGUUAUGGAGUUUUUGCAUGAAUGUAUGGUAAAUAAAUUCAAAAAAACAUCUAUUCGUAAGCAACAGGCAAGUAGUCAACCAGAAAUAAUCAGAAUAAUUGAAAAAGAUAUUAUGGAAGGUGUCACUGCAGAUGAUCACAUGAUGAAAGUGGAGACUGUUCAUUGCAGUGCUUGCAGUGUCUAUAUUCCUGCGUUACAUAGUUCAGUCCAGCAGCAUUUAAAAUCUCCUGAUCAUAUCAAGGGGAAACAGGCUUAUAAGGAACAAAUAAAAAGAGAGAGUGUCUUAACUGCUACAAGCAUUUUAAAUAAUCCGAUAGUGAAAGCACGCUAUGAACGUUUUGUUAAGGGUGAGAAUCCUUUUGAAAUUCAAGACCAUUCUCAAGAUCAGCAAGGAGAUGAUGAAGAUGAAGAAAAGAUUGAUGAACCUGUAGAAGAGGAAGAUGAAGAGGAGGAAGAAGCAGAGGAUGUGGAGGAAGCAGAAGCUGCAGAGGAUGUUGGAGAAGCUGAAACAGGAGAGGAAGUUGGAGCAGUGGGGGCAGCGUGGGAAGAGGAGGGAGGGGGAGAAGUGGAGGGAGGGGAAGAAGCAAAGGAAGAGCCUAUUGACUUCACUGUUGAAUAGCUUGAAGAAAAUUAAAUGUAAAGCAUUAGAUUUAAAAAAGCUUUAAAUCUCAGUGCUAAUAUGGAAAAGGGUAAGAAUUUAAUAUUUUAAAAUGAGUUAAUAUUCAUGUUGCAUGCAUUCCACACAUUAAAAUUUGUUUUAUAUAAUUUCUAAAUGUUUGACAUUUGUUUAAUAAAAUGAAGGUAAGACUAUUUUAGUUUAGUUUUUAUAGUUACCAAACAGAUCUGAUAAAUUGUUUGUAUAAUUUUUAAGCUUGAUUUUUAUUACUUUAUUGAUGUUAAGGAUGAUAGAUAUGUAUUGUAAGUGUAUCUGUUCUAAUCAUUUGAACUUAAAAGCUGCUCUUGAGUGAAUAUUCAAGUGUGCAUUAAUUUUUUGAAUACUUACCCUAGAAGAGAGUAAUUGGGCAAGUAUUUUGUGCUCUGAUUGUGUAUUUUUUUACUGCAUUGGACAUUGAAUAGUAAUUUGCGUUAAGAUACGCUUAAAGGCUUUUUGUGACCAUGUUUCCCUUUGUAGCAAUAAAAUGUUUUUUAUGAAAACUUUCUCCCUGGAUUAGCAAUUUAAAUGAAACAGUUCAUCAAUUAAAUGACUAUUUACAAAUCAAGAUUUGCCUUAAUGUAUGAAUUCAGUUCAAAAGUAUUAAUAAUCGAAGACUUGAAGAAAUUUUCUUGAUCAUCAUAUUUUUUAAAACUAUGGCUAAAUAUUUUUUUUAAGCAUUUCAAAUGGAGGUCAGUCUGUAAACUGGCCUUGUUUAUACUUGUUUUCAUUUGUUCCUUUUCUCUGUGCCUGUGUCAAAUCUUGAAAUCUUCCUGAAAAUACAUUUGAAUACAAAU